This is a messenger RNA of Mycetomoellerius zeteki, 920 nucleotides long. RefSeq names its product zinc finger protein 346. The record is from RefSeq and is a predicted model, not a curated record. The transcript is spliced from 5 exons. The coding region runs from base 367 to 900 and encodes 177 amino acids. Gene Ontology annotation, molecular function: zinc ion binding; nucleic acid binding. Lineage: Eukaryota; Metazoa; Arthropoda; Insecta; Hymenoptera; Formicidae.
AUGGAUGAACAUAUGAUCAAGUAUCAAAGGGAGGGACGAGAGUCGCGAUAGGUGCAAUUCUCAAGAUUCUCAAAAGCUACUGGACUAGCUAGAGAUUGUAUGUACGAGGUCGCACGUUGAUGUCGGUCUGUCCGUCCAAAGGAACAGUGAUUUGAAAAAGCGCUAUAUUUACACGGCGAUUCCUGGAACGGACCAAAAAAAUUGUAUUCUCACAACAGCAGCUUACACCGAUCAACUUUACGGCAGAACUGUAACGCGCAAACGGCAUACAUACAAGUCGACGAUAGCGCGCGCGCAGAGUGUGUGCCGGAAGAAAUUUUACGUUAGGAUAAGGUCUCUUGUACGACGAUAAAUACGACUGAGAAAAUGGCUGUACCGUCAGAGAACGUCAUGAAUACAAACCUCGACGAUCCUGUAACAAAGGCAGUGGUCGAUAAUAUAAUGGGUAACCUACCCACAAAAAAGCCUCUCGUUCGAUGCGAAGACUGUGACCUUUCCUUUACAAGUCAGGCAGUAUUAGAUACGCAUUUACAGGGUGCACGUCAUGCCAAACAGGUAAGAUCUAAGAAUAUAAUGGCAACUCUUGAGGAAACGAAGAUCUCAUUUACCAAGGAUGAAGAGACAAACGGACUCAAAUGCAAUGUAUGUAACGUGUGCCUGAAUUCAAUCCAGCAACUACAAACGCAUCUCAAUGGAAGCCGUCAUAAAAAGAAAUUAAUGAGAGGUAAUAAUAAAUCCUAUAUGGUAAGAAAAACACUGCCAUAUGGUCUUAAAACUAAUCGCUUCAUGUACCUGGAUAAAAUAGAGAAAAAUACAGUUGUAUUAGUUUAUAGUUUAGUAUUGUUCGCAUUCGCAUGCUUGACGCUACUGCUUACUUUUGCUUUUCACUUCUUUCUCUGAAUUAACUAUGUGGAAUUAAC